CAAGCGGCAAUUUUGCAUGUCAAGGGCGUUUAUGGUCUACAUUGGUCUGUAGUUGUGACAUGAAGGCUUGGAAGCUACAAGAAUGCAUCGCCCAUUCUCCAGGCGCAGUUACUGCUGCGAAUUUAGGCCGUAAAUCUGGUCGAGUAAUGGCCACUGGAGGAGAAGAUCGCCGACUGAAACUUUGGGCUGUAGGAAAACCUACUUGUAUCUUAAGUUUGACGGGGCAUACAUCAUCUAUUGAAGCUUCUGAAUUUAGUCAAGAAGAAGAUCGAGUAGCUGCCGGAUCUUUAUCGGGUUCUGUCCGUAUUUGGGAUUUGGAGGAAGUUAAAAUUGUUCGAGCCUUGUCUGGCCAUACAUCAGCCAUCAAAACCUUAGAUUUUCACCCAUAUGGUAAUUUUGUAGCCUCAGGUUCUAUGGAUACCCUUGUAAAGCUCUGGGAUGUGUCUCGUAAAGGCUGCAUUAACACUUACCGGGGUCAUACAGGUUCCGUUAACAUGAUUCGCUUUUCUCCUGAUGGGAAAUGGAUUGUUUCUGCUGGAGAGGAUGGAAUAAUUAAACUUUGGGAUUUAUCAGCUGGUCGGCAAUUAGCCGAAUUAGUCGGUCAUACUGGUCCUGUUGUGGCAGUUACAUUUCAUCCUACAGUUCUUCUGCUUGCAACUGCCUCGGCUGAUCAUACUGUCCGUUUGUAUGACUUGGAAACUUUUACACAAGUUGCAGUCACCGGACCAGAGUUGAACUCCACUAAUGUGAGGCGUAUCGCAUUUCAUCCAGACGGCGUGUGUUUGUAUGUGGCUACAAAUGAUUAUCUCAGAAUAUAUGAUUACGAAAAUAUGUCUUGCCUAGAAACUGUGCACGUUGGUUGGCGUGCUGGUGGGGGUCUGGAUGAUAUGGCUAUUGCUCCAAGCUUCAAUCAACUCGUUGGUGUUUGUAUUUCAAAUUCACUAAUUACCACUUAUGUGGUGGAUGUAAAGUCUUGCAUACCGUUCACAACAAAUUAUUCAGAUAAUAUAGUCGAGUCAAAUAAAAGCGUCUGUGGACAAUCAACGCAGAUGAUUACCACCAGUGUAAAUGCACCAUCCAGUAAAAACGAUAACAAUACUAAUAAUAAUCCUGCUGCUAUCCAUUCCGUACAGCAGAUAUGCAAUAGUAAUCCUGUUAAUCAUGUGCAAUGCAAUGAACGUCCAUUUACUCGUUGUGGUUCAUCUUCAUCAAGAGUUCUGAGUUCCGUAGGACGCAAAAGUUUCUGUCUUGUUGCUGAGGAAAAUCUUCAAAAUGUUAUGAGUGAGGAUCCUAAUGAUCCUGAUGCACAUUUACCUUACCAACCUACAACUGAAGAUAGUGAAUCGCUCAACUCAGCUGAUAUAACUGAUCCAGAUGAGUAUGAUAGGAUAUUUAAACCACACCACACAGUUCCACGUAGUCCUUCUCAAGUAAGGUCUAUGGCUUCUGGAAGAAAUGUGUCAAAUGAACAUGAAACUGACCCAAGCACUAGGCUAAAUUUCGAUCCCCCCUCUUCCUCACCAAACAUUGUGAAUCCAACACCUCGCGAAACAAAAUGUGUUCAGUCAAAUAUCUUAUCAGACACAUUCUCAUCUGAUAAACCAUUCACACCUCCAAGUACCACUUCAGCUUGCAUGCCUAGAAGACCUCAUCACACUUCUAUCUCACAAGCUCCUCGAAUAAUUUCGAAUUCGCCACAUCCACCUGAAGCAAUUGAAGUGGAGGAUUUUUUACCUCAAUCAUCACCGACUAUGAUGAACUUUUCAUUGAACCCAGUUCCACAGAAUAUAAAAAAGCCAACACACGAUAAACCUAGUAGCCUUUAUGAACCAUCAGAAGCUGAAUUGUUAUUGCGAAUUCGUAAACCUCAUGAUCCUUUCGUAAAGGUUAUGUCGUCACGUGUCAAAGGCUUAUCUACUGUUCGCGUAAUGUGGAGUCCAGAUAGUGUGAAAACAGCUGUUGAAUCUGCACUUAUGAUGAAUGAUGCUGCAAUUUUAGUCGAUGUACUUGGGAUAUUGGCAAACAACAGCAAAUAUUGGAGUUUGGAUCUAGUCAGCUUUCUUUUACCUCAGUUGGUAGAACUAAUUCACAGUAAAUAUACCACUCAUGUUCAAACAACUUGUCAAAUAGUUCGUGUAAUAAUCAAAAACUUUGCUACAGUGAUUCGCCAAACUAUCGAAGGUCCAGCUCCACCCGGUGUAGAUUUAAUGCGAGAAGAAAGACGUCGAAAAUGUCAAGAAUGCUUGUCCCAUUUACUUACGAUACGUUCAGCUCUUGGAACGAAAGAUGUAGCCAGUAAGGCUGGUCAAUGUGGUCGUGAAUUAAAUGUAAUGUUUCAGCUUCUGGUUUGAUUAUAUAUUCAACGAGGAAUGUUUUCCUGUAUAUUUCGAAAGCCAUUUCUACUGCGAUAAAUUAGUUUUAAAAAAAAAAAAAUUAAAAACGCUGUAAUCCGGUAAUACUGCAUUUCAAAGAUAAGAUUUAUACUUCACACAUUUCCUGUCUGUCACAUGUUUGAUAUUUUAUCAUUUAGUCUCUUUGUUUCAUUUACCCUGUUUGUACAUAUAUGGUAACUUCUAAGCUGCAUGUCGUUAAAAAAGGUAAUGUGAUAUUCAAUUACAGCUUCUUAUGCAUAAUUUUUUUUGUCAAAAUAAUUGUCAGAAAUCUUUUUGAGCUUAUCUUCAAGUCGUUUUUCUUUCCCUUCUCACUGUCUGUUUGUAUGCUUAAUUUGCUAGAAAAUGUAACAGCUUUGUGUCGUCAGCAUAUAAAAAUAUCACAUAUGCAAAGUAACUGUGUAUGAUAUUUGCCAUCCUGAAGACGUAUAUUAACCUUGUAUAAGCUCUACUCGAAUCCUACUAUCCGAGUCAGGGCUCAUAAAAACCAGUCAGUGAAUAUGAUUACUCCAAGUGGUGUUCGUUAAGGUUGGUCGCUUUCGGUAAUUUUCACAUGGUUCAUCUACCUAAAACUUAUUGUUGAGAGCCAUCUUGAAUUUACUGAGUUUAUGGUGAAGUUUCGUUCUCUAAGCUGGGUGGUUUGGUUGUGGAGCUUUAACUGUUAUGCUGAGUAACAUCAGCAAAAACUUUAGGUAGAAGUGAAUUGUUUGAAUUCCCACUCAUAAAACUCGUGAUUUCUCCUUCUGACAUCGAUAUUGACUGGUUGUUUUUGUUAUUAACAAUUUGUUGUCUUCCUCUUUAUUUAGAUUGUAUGCCCCAUCGAUCUGAUUCCUGAUCACAUAUUUGUUUACUAUUUUUCUGGUUUGUAAAUAAUUUAAAUCGACUUCGGUGAA
Messenger RNA from Schistosoma turkestanicum, 3283 nucleotides. The record is from the annotation of a GenBank genome assembly. Lineage: Eukaryota; Metazoa; Platyhelminthes; Trematoda; Strigeidida; Schistosomatidae.